CCAACCCAGCCCCCAAAGUUUGCAACCUAGUAAAGAAGUUGGUGAAUUGCCAGCCAGAAAACUUUGCUUUGUACCCUUAAGCAAGGGCUGGGGAUGAGGGGAGAUAUCUCUACAAAGAUCCGUUUCUGGACAAUAAUCUCCAGGUGCAAGAGUCGAAAGAGAGUUGAAGAGGCUACAUUGAGUGCAGGAAGCAAGCCCUAUUGUCUCUCUGGAAGAUGUGCCCAAAUUCAACCUCUGUCCUUCUGAGAUCGCUCUCUCUUCCCAUUCCCUCCUCUUCCAUAGCCUUCCCUUGCCCCAGAUCUGGGCAGGUUCCUCGGACCGGAGCCUCCUGCCUACCCUCCUUCCCUCUCCAACCCAGAAAAGUUGAGGCUGGGCUAGGGCAGAGGCAGGAGUUGGGGGCGGGGAUGGGAAAGCGGCCUGAACUCGAAGUGUAAGGGUAUCAGUCACUGCCGGGAAGGAAGCUCCGGCUUGUGAACUCUUCUUGAACCGAGAUUUAAGUCUGCAGCCAUAAAUCACCGAGACGUAAACUCCGCCAUUCAGCGACGGGAGCGGCCGGUUGCGGCCCUGCUUACCUUAACUUCUGACGAGCACCAAGAGCGCAGGCUCAGGCUGAGGCUCCGGCACCCGCUCCGGCCCCCGGCCCGGCUCGGCGGCCCGGCCGGGUCCCCUUGGCGCAGGAUGGGCACCGACCCUCAGCAUCAGCCGAGACGGCAGGCUGGCAGGAGACCCCGAGGCCCGGACGCCGCCGCGAAGAGCGUGGCCGCCUCGCUGCUCCGGCACGGCUCGCCCAGGGCCGACUGGGGCGGCUUGGACCCCCCCUCCCACCCACCCCACCCACCCACCCACCCCUCCCCCACACCCCCGCCCCCUGCCCUUCCCGAGGGCAGCAGCCGCGGCCCGGAGAUAAGCGCUUGUGCGGCGCCGGGCUCUGCCUGGGCUAGUGGCACCGACUUGGCCCGAUCGGAUGUAGCAUUUGAAGAAAGAAGGCGUGGGUCAAUAAUCAACCCGCACUUUCUCCUCCAAACUGCUGACGCGACUCUCACCGCCUUCUCAGCUAAGCCAGCUGCCAGGAAGGCCAGCUUUCCGUGAAAACCCGCCCUGCGAAGGAACUCUCUGGGCCAAGGGGACCGAGGCCGCCGGAGCAAGGGCUGGGGCGCCCGGAAUUCAUACCUUUCCGCUGGCGCCAAGACCCUGCUGGGCAAAACGCAGGGACCGGACUUGAAGAGCUGUGGGAGCCCUGGGAUAUCUGGGGCAGAAGCUCGCUUCCGGCCAGGGCCUCUAUCCGCCCCAUAGGUGGCUCCCGGGCUGCCGGCCUCAGCGGGUAGAAGUGGGGCUCCGACCUCAAGACGAAGGUCCGACGUCCUGGCGUGCAGAUGGUCGGCGCCCCAGUCUCAAUCCGCUCUGCUGAAAUCCAAAGGACUGGCUUUGGAGCAAGCGUAGGCGAGAUUAUUUUAAAAUAAUAAUUUAUACUGACGGAAGGUUUCUAUUUGUCGGUUUGUUAUUGGCGUUUGUUUGUUUGUUUGUUUGUUUGUUUUAAAGAUAAAAUACCGAUUGUUGAUUUCCACCUCCAGAAAUUACUGGCCGCCGCCGCUGAGCCCUUUCUAGACAAAUCCCACAGCAGUUCGCCCGGCUUCACCAAAAUCGCAGAGCUUUUCCUUACUAAGAGGACCCCUUGGUUCCACCAGUUUCCCCAGAUCCCCGUGGCUCCCGAUCUCUCAUCCAGGGAGGACUAGAAGAAAACAUUUUCUCAGCACUAGAAGAAUACUUGGAGCAGCAAUGGUGCCGGUGGUGCCUUUCUACCAUUCAAGGGGGUGUCCUCCUGAAGGCGUCUGAGAGGGCCUCUGGCGGCUCCAAGGCUAGCAGCCCGGGAGGAAGGUGAGAAAUAAUGUGGGCAAGAAGAGGCAUCAAAAUCCCAGAAGGGGAGGAAAAUUAUUCAGGAAAUGUACUCGCCUGUGAGGGUGAAGCUGCCAUUUUGAGGUAGAAGGGGACCAGCCUUUUUUGAUGCCUAAUAGUUUAGCAUUAUAUAUAUUGGACUGACUUUAGCACUUUCAUGGAAGGAAAAACGAAUCUAAGCUCUAUAAAUGUGGCUCUUGGCUUCUCACUGUGCAUGCUUUUAUAUAGAACCAGAGUCCAUCCUUAGAUAUUUAUUCAGCUUGCUGGCACUGAAUCGACAAUAAAAAGAUGCCUCUAACAAA
Molecule: messenger RNA, 2195 nt
Organism: Callithrix jacchus (white-tufted-ear marmoset)
Lineage: Eukaryota; Metazoa; Chordata; Mammalia; Primates; Cebidae
Source: RefSeq, a predicted model, not a curated record